GACUGAGCGUGGGCCUGCAUGGGUUUCAUGUACACGAGUUUGGUGUUGAUGGUGCUAGUGGAAAGUGCCUUGAUGCCAAGGCUCACUACAACCCAGAAGGCUACAACCACUCCGCCCCUAAUGCCACUAAACGUCAUGUGGGUGACCUAGGCAACAUUGAGAGUGUCUUUGACUCUUCCCAAGAUGGCAACACUCUUAAUGGACUUUCUGGGAUUGCUUAUGUUGACAUCAAAGACCAUAUGAUCAGCCUGUGGGGAAAACAUUCGAUAGUGGGCCGGGCCAUAGUGGUCCACGAGGGUAAGGACGACCUGGGACUGGGCGGCACAGAGGUCUCCCUCAAGACUGGUGAUGCUGGUGGUAGGCUGGCCUGCUGCACUAUCUUCAUUGUACCCAGCGCUUCCACUUAGACAACCACACUAAAUUAAACCAAGAUGGCUGACUCUAUUCAUCCAUAUUCGUGGUUGGUUUUUAGAAGAUCCCUGUUAAAUGGGUGGUUUCAGUACCUGAGGUGAUUUUAUUUUUUGAUAUAUAGAUACCAUAGAUAAUUUAAUAUAUAAGUGUUUAGUAAAUUCCAUUGUAUACAAAUCUUAGAGGAAAAUUUUGAGAAAUCUUUCCAUAGUGAAGAAGUGUAAAAAAUAUCAGAAGUACAUUCUUUAUAUGAAAGGGGAAAAAAAAAUCUAGUCCCGCCACCCAGGAUUUGUGGUUCAACUUUUCCCUAACAGGUUUUAAGGAAUGGAUCUCAGUAAGUAAUUAAGAAUUUGGGAUAUACCAAAGUAUUGGUAUUGGCAGAUUUUGACGGUAUCUGUAUUGGUCUAAAAUUGAGUACCGGCAUAGGUGGAUAUUGAUUAAUUUUGAUGGUAUUGGUAUUGAUGUAAAAUUGAAUAUCAGUACAAGCAAAAAUUUUGGUAUCGUCCCAUCCCUAAGAAUAUGUGUAAACAAAUGUCUAUGAGCUAACUAAUGGUGAUUAAGACACUUUUAGCACAGAAAUCUUUGAUUAAUUUUACAUUUUACCCACUUGGGGCUUUAUCAAGUACACGAAAUGCCCAGAAACAGUGGUAUGUACACCCAAAUGGUGCCUAAACAUUUGUAGCAGUUUUGGAAACUUGUAGUUGUUCACUAUAUUGUACAUUGUACCUGCCAUGCAGAUAAAAAAAUAAUCAACAACACAGUCACUAGUAUGUACAAUAUUGAUGAUGGUUUAAACUUCACUAGUUGUAAAUUGCUCUAUUAAGAUGUUAGCCUUUUAGAUCAAAAUAAUGCACAUCCAUAGUAUUGUUUACUGUGUUUUAUCACAAACUUUUUAAAUAAUAAAUCUGUAAGUACAUUGUAUUUAAGUUUAUAUUUAAUAUGUUUGCUAAAGAAAGUUGAGAUGAGACUGAACUCCUGAUUCUAAUAAUUGUAUCAUAAUUUUGUGUACAGUAGACACCCACCUUUCAUGCAGGUUAUGUUCCAGUUAAAUGGAGCUAAAUGUGAAAACACAAUAGGUGGAAUGAACAGUUUAUUGGAAAAAUUGUGCUACAUUCCAUCCCACCUCUAAAAAAAAGUCAGAGCAUUUCUUUUAAAUUCACAAUUCACCUGAAAUAACAAACUAAGUAGUGUACACAUAAUUUAAAAGACACAUGUUAUGUGCACAUUAAUGCACAGUGUUAGUGUGAUACAAGAUGAUUUAACCUGGCAAACUUAAUAAAGUCAAGCAAUGUAAAUACAAGAUUACAGUACUGAUUGUAAAUUCGGGAGAUUGAUUCUUAAGUGGCUUUAUGUUAGUGGAGAGGGUUGGGGUGGUCCCGCUGGGUCACAUGAGGUGAAGGCUGGGGUUCAUGGGCUGAAGUGGAUGGCUGGGAUUCUUGGGUUGAAGUGGACGAUUAAGAUUCAUAGGCCCUCAAGUAUUCUACCAUGCGUCUCUAUUGCUUGGUCCAGAAUCAGCUUUGGAACGGUGUUUCCAGAUGUGCCAGGGUUUUCUUCAGUGAAAAAACCCUGCAAUCUUAGCAGCAGCAUCGAACUGCUCACAUAGCUAUUGCAGUGUAAAGUGUCUAAUUAACUGCAGGCUCAUUUUCCUCAUCUUUUAUCGUCUGAUUUCCUUCUGUCGGGGAAGUGAGCUCUGCCAACAUUUCUAAUGGGCAUCUUUCUUUCUCAUCUUCUGGGAGUUUAUCGAUGUCUUUUGGCUGCAUGCUUGAAAGCACUCGCCUAGCAGUCUGCUUGCCAGAUCAUCAAAUUCCUGGACUUGACUCUCAGCUGAAGGAAAACCAAAGAAAUUAUUCAGCAUACCAGGUCAUACCUUUGUUCAGCAUGCAUUUAUUGUUGAUUUGGGCACAUUAUCCCAAACCAAGGCAGCUGGUGGUGGUGUGGGUGUAAACAAAGCUAAGUCUACCAUGAAACAAAGAGGCCCGAGCCUCCUGAGAGGGAAAUUGUCCCACCUAUGCUGCUGCAGUGGCUGGCCAUGUUAAAGCACAAGGUAGAAAAAUGUUGAGCUGCAAUGAAGGUGGGGAACCUUUAGAGCAAAAAGAGGAAAGAGACGUAAAGAAUGAAUCAUGAACAGACAGAAACACAGUAGGUGGAGGCAUGAAAGGUGGUGGUGGUUUACUGUAUUUGGUUAUAUUUUUUUACCAUCUGCAGUUCAUAAGUGUUAAGUAAAUUAACUUUAAAAAAAUCCAUUUGUAAUGUAACUUCAUCAUUAAUUUUAUUUUUGUAUAUACAUAGUGUGUGAAACUACUUUGUGUAAAUUUGAGCAUGUUCUAACAUAAUACAUGUAUAAUUAGUUAUUUAAAGGUAAUGUAUAUCGGCCCAAUUGCCUUCUCUCAGGAUAAGUCACAGCUGUACCUCAGAAAAUAUUUGUUUUAUGUAUUGUUGGAGCAGAAGACAAAUUUUGAUGAGAUACAACAAAGGGAUCAACAUUCUAUGGCAGUACUGUAUGAAAUCUAGGGUUGAUAAUUCCUUGGGAAAUAUCAGCAUUAGUAUGUAUCUAGAUAGAAUCACUUAAUAAGAAAAAUAUAUGAUAAAGUAUAAUGUACAUAUACACCAUAAAAAAUUUAACACCAUCUAUUCAUCUAGGAUGGAAGGUUAUUGUGAAAGGUGUAAUAGGAAAGUUUGGAGUGUGAGGUUUAAAUAACAAUUUGGAACUUUUAAAUUAACAGUAUGCAUGAAAUGGGGGUUUGAUAAUAAGAGACAUAUUUCAAGAAAAAAAAAAAACAGAUGCAAAAGUACAGUAUUCAGCAUACGAUAUGUGUGCAAUGAGAACAUUCUGCUAGACGCUGUCAGUUGAUUAAAGGUUGAGACUUAAGGAGCGACACAAGUGAUCAUGAUUAAAUUAAUGGUUGAUAAAGAGACUGGAAAUCUGAGAACCAGGGAAAGGGGUGUCAGCAGGUAAAAAGAAAAUGAAAUUUAAUUCAGUAAAAUAUGGUUUGUGAAAGAUUUAAGGAACUGUUGGAAGACAACUUAGGGUAAGAGAAAUUGAUGAAGUUGAAGUAAUGUGGAGCUGAUUAUGAAUUCAGUGUGUGGGGUUGUGCUUGCUUGUGUGUGUGUGCAGCAGAGGAUUGUGGUCAUGGAAGGACAUGUUCAGGAGGGAAGAGAAAUAAUAAAAUUACGUGAAAAUAGUGGUAAGGAAUAAAAAGUUAGUUUUUAAAGUUUUUCAUGUAAAAGUUAUUUAUGGAAGAUAGAGUAUAUACAGAUAAAAAAAAAAACAGCAAAUGAAAGACUGGGUAAUUCCUUAACUUUCAUAUUGUCGGUAUUUUAUACCUUUCUUGCACAGCAAAUUUCACCAAGAACGUAAAUGGUUUUCAAGAAAGAUGAAUAAGGUGAGGAAACCUCUGAGGAACAGAUGAAUUUCUCUAUUAAGAGUGAAAGUGGUGAGUUGCUGGACUAGAAGAUAAGUGUUAGAGAGAUGGAGAGAAUAUUUUUAUUUUGUUUUUUAAAGUACAUAUUGAAAUGGAGACAGAAAUUUCCUGCAGUGAGCUAGGAGGAAUUACAGUAGAUUUGUUAGGUGGGUAGAGCCAGAAGUGUGGUUGGAGGAAUUGGGCAUUGUCCUAAGUAGGUUGAAAGUGGUAAAAGCAGUGGUAAUAGAUGGAAUUAAGAUUGAAUUGCUGUAUCCUGAUUUGAAUGUUUUUUUAAUAUUUGAUACUUUGGUGUCCUGGUUAAAAAUCCAAACAAAUCUUAUCUUAAUCUUUUCUUAACAUGUACAGUUUGUAUAAAAGAUGUGCAGACACCUAAGAAUUAUAAAGGAGAAGGUCUGGUGAGUAUACCUGGUAAAGGGUAUAACAGAACAGUUAAAGAAGAAAUGAGUGUAAUUGUGUAUUGUGGAUUUAGGAAGGGAAGAAAAUGUGUGGAUCAAGUGUUUGCCCUGAAACAUACAAGUGAGCUUCGUUUAGUUAAGGGAAAGGAGCUGUUCACUGUAUAUUGGAAUUUAGAAAAGACACAUACGUAUUAGGGUCGACAGGGAAGCAAUGUGGCAAGUGUUGUAAAUGUAUGGAAUAGGUAGCAAAUUAUUAAAAUCUGUAGAAGAAAAUUGAAAAUGAGGCUUAGGUUAAAGUACAUAUAUAGUAGAGAAGGGGCUCAGUUUGAUGUUACACAAUUAUGUGGGAUGUCAUUGUUAUGGCUAAAUGUCUUUUUAGAUGAGAAUGUUAAAUAAUUUACUAAUGAAAGCUACAUGGAAUUUAAAAGAAUGGGUUCAAAGAUUAUAGAAUAUGCAAUCACUGAAUCCAGGAACAGAUUAAAAGUUCAUGCAAUAAUUUUCCUGGAGAGACACAAACAUGUCGUUCGAUAGGAUAUCUUUACACAGUGUGGUAACAUGUACAUGCGAGGACAGGAUUAUUGCACAGGACGCUGACCAUUUGACUCCAGUGCUGUGUAAAUUUUUCAACAUCUCUCUUUCCUUUCAUUAUGAUCCCAUUAAAACGGAUUGCCGUAGCAUUUCCAACAUUAAUCACAUUCUUCAGUUUUAUUUAUUCCUUUUAAAAUAUAUGACUGUAUUUUUAACUUUUAUGAAAUAGUUUAAUGUUAAUUUUAAGUGAGUGUAAUAUAUGUAAUUUAUAUUAAAGCUUUAUUAUUAUCAUUAUAUUUUAUGUACAGUUCUUGAUGUAUGCCGUGAAUAAAAUCUGUAUUAUCCA
Molecule: messenger RNA, 5099 nt
Organism: Cherax quadricarinatus
Lineage: Eukaryota; Metazoa; Arthropoda; Malacostraca; Decapoda; Parastacidae
Source: RefSeq, a predicted model, not a curated record